UUUGAAUGAGGGAUCACUUCAGUAUUUGGAGUGUCUGUGGAAGGAGGAAGGGUUAUAUAAAAGGAUUGCCAGAGAUUUGUAUUAUUAGUCCAAACUAUGAAUCUCGUAUAUGGCCUGGAUCUUAUUUUCAUUGCCAAUAAGUUGAGAUAGGAAAACUGACAGAUGCUAGGGAAAUUUUUACUGAUGCUUAUUCUACAGGGAUGUUUGGUUUCUACCAGCAACCCUGGAUCAGCCUUUAAUUUGUGGACUUAACAGAGAUUUACCAUAAUACAUUUCUCCACCACUGGAGGUGUGAUUUAAACUUGGCUGCACAAUAAAUAAAGUGACUAAGCUCUGUGUUCGAUCCUGUGAGUUGAAAGGGAUGUGCUGCAUAAAGCAUGCCCACAACUAAAAUUAUCUUUUGGAAGAAUUGCAUUAACGCCAGUGCUGCUCAGUCUGAGAACAAGUGAUUUUGUAUUUUAAUACUUAAAUGCAAGCAUAUAUGAAGUGAAAAGUCAGCAUGUUUUUUAAAAGAAAAAUUUGAUGAAAAUCAGAUUUUUUUUUUAAUAUAAGAACUGAACACAUAUAUUUAAGUGCAAAAGAAAACUCUUGCUUAACCCUUCCACCCUUGAAUUUUAUGCUAUAUGAAAAAUAGGUUACAUUUUUAGCUCUUGAGGUGAGAUUAAAUCCUCACUUUAAGGAGAUAGCACAAUAUCUGCUGGACAGGAGAUAAUUAAAGUACUUGGAAAUUGGCGUGUCUUUAAGAAAUACAAAUUAAACACAUACUAGAAAAAUGCACAUUUCAAACCUAUUUAUUUAAAAUUCUGAGGUUCAGUGAUGGAAAGUCCACAAACAAAUUUCCCUGUAAGUGCAGGUUCUGACCAAAAAGAGUGUGGGAUCCAAGAAGAUGGCAGUCCACCAGUAAAAAAAAUAAUGACAGAAAAGCAUGUAAAUAGCAAAGUACAAGCUGUAGUAAAUAAAUUGCCAACGAUAAAAAAGGAAAAUGUGGAUGAAUAUGAAGAAACUCCCAUGGAGUCUGAUGGAGAAAAUGCCAAACCAAACAGUACUACAAUAUCUGAGCCUUUGAAUUUAAAUCCUGGUUUGAAACACACAUUGGCACAGUUCCAUUUAAGCAGCCAGAGUUCACUGGGUGGGCCAGCAGCUUUUUCAGCUCGUUAUUCCCAGGAAAGCAUGUCACCCACUGUCUUUGUGCCUCUUCCAUCACCACAGAUACUUCCUAGCCCAUUGCUCAUUCCUUCAGACAGUUCUACAGAGCUCACUCAGACUGUAUUGGAGGGAGAAUCUAUUUCUUGUUUUAAAGUUGGAGGGGAAAAGAGACUCUGUCUGCCUCAAGUAUUGAAUUCAGUGCUCCGAGAUUUUUCACUACAGCAAAUUAAUACAGUGUGUGAUGAACUGUAUAUAUACUGCUCGAGGUGCACUUCUGACCAGCUUCAUAUCCUAAAGGUUUUGGGAAUCCUUCCAUUUAAUGCCCCAUCCUGUGGGUUGAUCACACUGACUGAUGCUCAAAGACUAUGCAAUGCUUUACUGCGUCCUCGCACUUUUCCUCAAAAUGGCACUCUGCUUCCUGCAAAAAACACAUUGGUCCAACUGAAAGAGACUGGCAGAGCCUUUGAGGUAGAGCAUGAGUGCUUGGGCAAGUGCCAGGGUUUGUUUGCACCUCAAUUUUACAUUCAGCCGGAUGCUCCAUGUAUUCAGUGUUUGGAGUGCUAUGGAAUGUUUUCACCCCAGACAUUUGUGAUGCAUUCACAUAGAUCUCCUGACAAGAGGACCUGCCACUGGGGCUUUGAAUCAGCCAAAUGGCAUUGUUAUCUUCAUGUUAACCAAAAAUAUUUAGGCACUUCAGAAGAGAGAGAACUGAAGCAUCUUUUGGAGGAAAUGAAGGAGAAGUUUAGCAUGAAAAAUCAGAAAAGAACACAAUCCAAAGCAGAUCCUCAGCAAAGCCUAGAUUUGCAGCAGUGGUAUCCAGUUAUAAAGCAGGAAGCAGAUCCUGUUACUCAGUCACAUUCAUUUGUCCAUCCCAGCUAUUACCUUUACAUGUGUGAUAAAGUGGUUGCUCCAAAUGUAUCCCUUACAUUGCAACAUAAAGAAGCUACAAAAACGGCAGUUGGGAUUUCAGAAGUAAUUAAAUCUUUGCCUGGACAGUCACAGAAACAACUCAACAGUGUUAAACACAAAAAAACUGCCUCCUAUCCAGAGCUCUCUCUUGAAGAGCAGGAAAAAAUUGACUUAAAAACUAGCACAGAACUGCGUAAAAGUGUGGAUCCACCUGUGUUCACUAAUUCUACAAGAAGAGGGAAAUCUGAACAUGCCACUUCCAAAGCCAUUGCAGAAUCUAACCAGGUUGAAGUAGGCAGUUGUGCACAAACCUCAUCCCCAGCUUCUAUCAAGGACAUCAGUUGUGAAGAUGACAAGGGAAGAAUCAUGGAGGAAGUAAUGAGAACCUACAUUAAACAGCAAGAAAAAUUGAACUCUAUUUUGCGAAAGAAGCAGCAACUUCAAAUGGAAGUGGAAAUGUUAAGUAACUCUAAAGUUAUGAAGGAACUAACUGAGGAGCAGCAAAAUUUACAGAAAGAACUUGAAUCUUUGCAAACUGAGCAUGCUCAAAGAAUGGAAGAAUUUUAUGUUGAGCAGAGGGACUUGGAGAAAAAACUGGAACAGGUGAUGAGGCAAAAGUGUACCUGUGACUUCAAUUUAGAAAAGGAUAAAGAAGCUGAGUAUGCAGCACAGUUGGCAGAACUGAGACAGAGACUGGAUCACGCAGAGGCUGAUAGACAAGAGCUUCAGGAUGAACUGAGACAAGAACGAGAAGCAAGAGAAAAAUUAGAGAUGAUGAUUAAGGAAUUGGAGCUUCAGAUUUUGAAAUCUUCAAAGAAUGGAAAAGAAAAAUAGAAGUUGGUAGAGGAGAACUCAGUUAUAUUCUUCAAACCAGGUUUUUGGUAAUUGAACUGUGCGCAGUUUGCCUGUAUGAUAAGAUAAGGUAUUUCUAGUUUCCCAAACUGAAAACCAAGGUGAUAAUAUAUAUCUUGAUAUACAUGUUUAGAUUUUCUUAACUAAUGAGAAUCUGCAUUUAUUUGUACUGGUGUUUUUUCCUCAGACAGCUAUUAAUAAUGUGAAGCCUUUUGUUUUAGAAAAGUCAAUUUCUGCCUAUAUUUCUAAUGCAGUCUUGAAGGCUGUGCACCUUUUGAAAGCAGAAUUGUAUGUUUGAAUAUACCAUAGUCAUUUUUAUUUUGCUACCUAUUUCACAUCCAGUUAUACAAAUAUUUUUUUAUUUUAAUGUUUUCAAAACCUAAAAUAGAAACACAGAAUUUAGGUUACAAUAAGGAUUCAGUGACCAUAAGGGCAGCUUUUCAUUUGUAAAUUAAUGCUACAUGUUGGCAAGCUGAUAAAAGGAGACUGAUUACCAGAAAUUUACUAGACCACCUUUGCUUUUUCCAUAAUUUCAUCUGUAUGAGUUUUCAAAUGGUGGUUUUAAUAGUUGCUAUUAAAUGUCCAUUAUCAAAAUGAAAGAAUUUAAAAAUGUACAUUGUAGCAUUCUGAUGGCACGCCAAAGGAACGUAACAUUAUUAUGCAUUUCUGUUUGAAAAGGAACAACUGAAAUGGAAUCCUAUGUAUUGUGAAGCUUAAAAAUCUCCUUCCCUUUGCUUUCAUAUCCUCCCUUAUCCUUCCCCCUUCCUUGGGGAGAAGAUAGAGGCUUUUCAGGUAACAACUAUAGAAAGAAAGUCUUUUUUUUUUUUUUUAAUGGGGGCUAUAUUAUGGAAACCCUACAUAUAUGGGUUAACAUUGUUUUGAAAAUUUAAUACUAUGGAGAGUAACAGUUAUCACUCCUAAGCAUUAGUUACUUUGAUAUUCAACAGUGUCUCUUGUCUACAGAUUUCUUUUGGUAUGUAGAAACAGGCCUUAUUGACACGUAGGUAAUUAGUGACAAGGUUGUGGGGUUUUUUUUUAAGUCAAAUUUUGAGCAGUUACAUUUUGAAAUUCAUUUUGAUACUUUGUAUGGUUAAAUACCAUGGGAAAUACUACCAUAAUCUGCAAAAGUACUGCGUGUUUGGUCCAUAAUGUUUAAAAAUGGAUAGAAGUACAGAAUAUCUAAAUUGGUGUACCUGACAUUAAUGUUGAAAAAUCCUGAUACAAAGGGUUAAAUUUUAAGUGUGGUGUUAGAAUCCUGACACAUUAAAUGAAUUAUUACAAAAAUAGGCGAAAAAUACAGUUUUGUCCUCCUUUCCAAAAAGCUGGAAGGAUAUCUAACAGACUUUGUUGAUUAGAAAUAGUAGUAGUUCCAUGUUCCGUGUAAUACGAUCUGAAUCCACUAUUAACUGAAAUUGUUUUGCUGUGAUGUUUGUCUUUGUUGGUCUCACAAGCGUUACAUUUGUGUUAGAUAAAACCAUGAAUAAAAAUGUCAGCUUCCAUUGUUCUGAAUUAGCUAAAAUUAAAAAUUUGCUUGCAUUUUAAUAAUUUCACACUAUUUCAAUGAAAUAGCAAAUAUUGUACAAAUAAAGAUUAAGCUGGUAUGUGUGCCAUAUACUGCUUGUUCAGGUUUGGAGAAAGAAAAUUAAGCAUAUGUAUUUGGCACCUUUUAGAAUUUUAAUAAAUUAUUAAUAGCCCAUCUGUACCAAAGAUUAAAGCAGGUUAAAUGAAGUAGUUUGAAACAUUGUGUCCCUUGCCAUUAUGGAUUACAGAGUACAAAAUGUUCACUCCUGCUAUCUUUGGAUCAUUUUUUUUUAAAAAAAGGUAUGCCUAUCUACACUGGGCAGGCCAAAUUAUUUAAAUUGAGUCAAGAGGUGGGGAUGCAAGUGCCUAUAUGGUCCCUGUAUGCAUGUGUAUUCAAAGUCAUGUCCAUUUGCGUUUAAAAAAAAAAGUACUAUGGUAUACACAGUCAAUACAGCUAUGGGGAAAUUAGCUUCUAGUUUAGUUUACACACCAAUAAACCUGUUAACCAUAUUCCAACUGCAAAAUCUGUAUUCUUGGGUAUUGGUGCCUGAAAGAACACAGCUUGUUUUCAAAUCUCAGUUGUGAAUGCUAGUUGACAGCUGGGAAAAGCCCUAUUUUCUGAUAAACUGAAAAUGUUUGAUUUGAAUUUCAUUGAGGCAAUCAAGUCAAAAUUCCAUUAUGCCCAUUUUAGUUACUUUUCAGAGUGUCUCUUGCAUUUCAGACCAUGUUGUAUCACAUUAUUUAAUCCUCCAUGUAGCUAGUUCAAGAAGAUUAACAAUCUUUUAAAACCCUAUCUGAUUUACCACAGGCUUCAGAGGGGUAGCCGAGUUAGUCUGUAACUGGAAAAACUUAAAAAAAUGAAUAGUCUAGCUGCACCUUAAAGACUAACAAAACAUGUAAAUGAUAUCAUGAGCUUUCAUGAGCACAACCCACUUCAGUAUUUCACAUCUUAGAUUUUCUGUCUACACUAGGUGAUUUCUGCAAAAUUUCCCAUUAUUGCCACUCGUUCAACUUACCAGUGGUAACAGUGGGAGUUGAGCCCUACUGUAGGCAGUGCUCUAUUGAUCUACCAGCGUCAUAAUCAGGGCUCGACAAAC
This is a messenger RNA of Pelodiscus sinensis (Chinese soft-shelled turtle), 5525 nucleotides long. NCBI's taxonomy places the organism in Eukaryota, Metazoa, Chordata, Testudines, Trionychidae. The record is from RefSeq and is a predicted model, not a curated record.